Messenger RNA from Naegleria fowleri, 1488 nucleotides. RefSeq lists its product as uncharacterized. The transcript has a single exon. Gene Ontology annotation, biological process: intracellular zinc ion homeostasis; transmembrane transport; zinc ion transport. Gene Ontology annotation, cellular component: membrane; Golgi apparatus. The record is from RefSeq and is a predicted model, not a curated record. The coding region runs from base 1 to 1488 and encodes 495 amino acids. Gene Ontology annotation, molecular function: zinc ion transmembrane transporter activity. NCBI's taxonomy places the organism in Eukaryota, Heterolobosea, Eutetramitea, Acrasida, Naegleriidae.
AUGAGUAACAAGAACAACAUGAAUGGCCAUUGCAGUAGUAGUAGUAGGAGCACCACUAGUACCACCACUCAUUCCCUCUGGUCAUCAAUAACACCACCACCACCUCUCCACAAACGAAGUAGUACAUCCUCUCCAUCUCCGACAUCCUCCUCUUUUCUAUCCACCUUCUCAAUGAAUUGGAGUGGUGGGAAUGUUAGUGGUGGGAAUGUUAGUGGUGGGAAUGUUAGUGGUGGUGGUUUGAGUGGUGGUACUGCUACUCCUUCAACUAUUUCUCCUAAUACUACUAUUUCUCCUACUACUCCUACUCCUUCUACUACCACAACGACGACAUGGAUAUUUCAACAACCCAACCAUAACAACCUCCUCAUUCAGCCUCUCCUUUCUUUCUUUCGUCAUUAUAUUUAUUCCGAUGAUCAAACCAAACAUUUAUUUUAUUUCAUUCUUGUGAAUAUUCUAUUCAUGAUCAUUGAAUUAGUAUUUGGAAUUUAUAAUAAUUCUCUAGGAUUAAUUUCAGAUAGUGCACACAUGUUCUUUGAUUGUACAGCUCUUGUUAUUGGUUUAUAUGGAUCCAUCAUGUCAAAAUGGAAAUCAAAUCAAAUUUAUUCCUAUGGAUAUGUGAGAUAUGAGUAUUUGAGUGGAUUUAUUAAUGGAAUAUUACUAGUAUUUAUUUCUAUUUAUAUUUUAUUGGAGAGUAUUCAUCGAUUGAUUGAUCCUCCAAUUGUACAUACUCAACAAUUAUUGUUAGUGAGUGUUAUGGGAUUUGCAGUGAAUAUGUAUGGAGUGAUUUUUUAUCAUCAAGAUCAUUAUGGUUGUAAUGGUCAUAGUCAUAAUAGCAGUCAUUGUAGUAGUUAUAGUCAUAAUAAUAGUAGCACCACCACUCUCCAUGAAGAAUCCUCUUCUUGUGAAAAUGAAAUGAAUCAUAAUGAGAGACAGACCAUGAAUUCCUCUUCUCCAUCAUCAACAACAACACAUUCGGAACAACAUUUCGAGUGUUCUCAUCAUCACCACGAUGAAAAUCUGUAUGGUGUCUAUUUGCACAUGAUUGCAGAUGCUCUUGGAAGUAUUGGUGUCAUUACAUCCACUCUCAUUGUACAAUAUCUUGGAUGGUAUAUUGCUGAUCCCAUUUGUUCUUUAAUUAUUUCUGUCAUGAUUCUCUAUACAAGUAUUCCAUUAAUCACAAAUUCGAGUCGAGUUCUAUUACAGAGAACACCCAUUCAACACGAACAUAAAAUUAACGAAUGUGUAAAAGAGGUUUUGCAAUUAGAAGGAGUGGUUCAAGUUAGAAAUUUACAUUUUUGGGUUUUGAAAUCAAAUUUAAAUGUUGGAAGUUGUAAAGUAUUGAUUAGCAACCAAAGUAAUGAGCAAACGAUAUUGAAACAAGUCACAAAUAUAUUUAGAAAUUAUAGAUGCAAUCUCGAUAUGACCAUUGAAGUUGAAAAAGAUCCACUUCAAGUGAUGGCGCAUUCCGAACAUUCGCAUCAUGAAUGA